AUGUCAUCUCAAACACACGAAGUCGUUUUCAAAACGACAAAAGACAAACAAUCUGUCAAAGCGGAUGUGAUCAUACCUUCAACAGCAUCAACAAGUCAAAAACCUCUUCCGGUUCUAGUAUGGUGGCAUGGAGGAGGCUUAUUACAAGGAACUCGAAAAGGACUUGCACCACAUUUACAAAAUGCUCCCGAAAAGCAUAAUGUGAUUGUUGUUUCUGCUGAUUAUCGUUUAGCACCUCAAGUUAGAAUGCCGGAAAUUUUAUCAGACGCAGGAGAUGUGUUAAGUUGGAUUCAAUCAGAUGCAUUUGCAAAAAUUACAAACAAUAAAGCAGAUCAAACUAAAGUCUUUGUCAGUGGAAGUUCUGCUGGAGGUUGGUUGGCACUUUUGACUGCAUCAGGAUUGGGUUUUAAAGAAUGUGGCUUAACACCACCCCCAAAGCCGGUUGGAUGUCUUGCAAUUUAUCCAAUCAGUGAUUUGAAAGAUUCGUUUUGGAAUACAAAACAACAUCCUGUCACCUACUUUCCUCGUGUUAUCGAUGGUGAAAAAGAGCUAGGCGAGAAUCUCGAUCCAAAAUCAGCCGUCUUGACCUUUUCCGCUUUGGAUUCUCCACGUUCUGUGUUUUACCAUUAUAUGAUCCAAGAAGCUCUUUUACCAUCUCUUCUACUAGAUGGAACAGGAAUCAAUCCAGAAGCUUUCUCGGUAGCUAAAGCAAUCUCUGAAGGAUCAAUCACUCUACCUCCCACAUUCAUAAUUCAUGGAAGCAUUGAUGAUAAAGUACCUCCAAGACAGGCUACUGAUGUUUAUGAGGCAGCAAAAGCGAAAGGCUUCAAAGAUAUUGAACUCAUUAUUGAAGAUGGAAAAGACCACCUUUAUGAUCGUGAUGAAAAGGAGGAUAUGGCAAGCAUGUAUGCAUUUUUAGCCAAAUACGCCGUCUAGGAAAGAUGUCUGUUCAUGCUAUUGUCAUUACAAUUUCAAAUUGAUGAAUAUAACACAAUCUAAAAAGCUACAUAUUCUUUCAAUUCUUGCCCAUCUAACCUUCUUUAUCAGUUACAGAAUCAGGGCUAUGAUGACCGGCUUCCAUAACACGAUGAUCGUUAUCGCUUUUGAAUUCUGGCAUAGAGGCAAUUGCUUCAGCAUUUUCUUCUUCUUCUUCUUCUUCUUCUUCUUCUUCUUCGGUAAUGUAAGCAUAACGCCAUAAAGAGAAAGCUGGAUUGUCGAAUAAACGAUUGAUCUGUUCCAAAUUACGUCCAGUGGUAUCGAGAACGCAAAAGUUAAGGACGCAAAUUGAAGCAAAGAAUGCAAAAGCACCAUACCUAACGGGUAGGGAAAAUUUCUGCUGAAAGCAGGUACGGUAAAGAGAACCAAUCUAUUGACCAAGCGAUGACAUGAACUUUGCUUU
Messenger RNA from Meira miltonrushii, 1399 nucleotides. Its product is annotated as alpha/beta-hydrolase. The record is from RefSeq and is a predicted model, not a curated record. Gene Ontology annotation, molecular function: serine-type peptidase activity. NCBI's taxonomy places the organism in Eukaryota, Fungi, Basidiomycota, Exobasidiomycetes, Exobasidiales, Brachybasidiaceae. The coding region runs from base 1 to 936 and encodes 311 amino acids. Gene Ontology annotation, biological process: proteolysis. The transcript is spliced from 3 exons.